Messenger RNA from Balearica regulorum gibbericeps (East African grey crowned-crane), 746 nucleotides. NCBI's taxonomy places the organism in Eukaryota, Metazoa, Chordata, Aves, Gruiformes, Gruidae. The record is from RefSeq and is a predicted model, not a curated record.
GCAAAAAUUCGUGCCCCACAUGCCCUGGUGAUGACUUUCCUGUUCAAGAGUGGAAGUUUAAGAGAGAAAUUGAAAUCGAUUGCUCAGGCUACGUACACUCAUUCCCGGAACUUGGCGUAUUUUGUGUUCACCUACAAGGGGCUGAUGGCGUUGCAGUCCCAACUACAGGGGAAAAAAAUUCCAUUUCAUUCUUUCUUUGCAGCCUGCAUUGGAGGUUGGCUAGUGUUCGGUGAGAACAAUGCCAUCAACAGCCAGAUUAUUAUGUACCUGCUGUCUCGUAUCCUGUUCGGCUUGUCUCGGCUGGCAGUGGAAAAGGGCUAUGUCCCACAGCCAAAGCAGGAUCCCUUUCCACUUGUCGCUGCUCUGAUAUGGGGAACAGUUCUCUGGCUCUUUGAAUACCACCGGCAAACCCUGCAGCCUUCUCUGCAGUCCUCCAUGACCUACCUGUAUGAUGACAGUAACGUAUGGCAUGACAUUUCUGACUUUCUCAUUUAUAACAGAAGGACAGACAGCAAGUAAAACGCCUUUGAAUGGGAACACCUUCCAGCAGCUAAGGGAAAAGGUGAUUCUGUUGCUCUUGACCGAUGAUUUUUUUAAAUUAACAUCUAUCAAGUACGGUUGCUUCUUGUGUCCUGGCCAAAAAUGCUCUGAUUAGUCUUCUCUUGGCUUUGUUUAGAGCAAGUAAACACCCCACAGAAACUUGUUGGAGUCCUCAGUGAGCGUAAAAUGCCUGGGGGGAAUCUUGA